Plasmopara halstedii is the source of this 783-nucleotide messenger RNA. RefSeq lists its product as uncharacterized. Lineage: Eukaryota; Oomycota; Peronosporomycetes; Peronosporales; Peronosporaceae. Bases 196 to 570 code for a protein of 124 amino acids. The record is from RefSeq and is a predicted model, not a curated record. The transcript has a single exon.
UGGAUGGAGGACCUGCCAAUUUUCUUACAUAAAGUCGAUGAAGUCAUCGUCUUUGUAGAAACAAUAGACGAAAAGAAUCUUGGGAUUCGCCGUCUUCGAUGUUGAAGUGACAAAAACGUGCUGCUUGUAAAAAAGCGCAAUGUAACGACAUGACCAGUUGCUAAUUAUAAGAGAUGCACUCUAUGUAUCAUUGAAAUGCUCAUUCUCAAUUUUACUCCACACUCCCCGUCGAAUACCAUGUGCAAGAUGAUUACAAUGAAGAGUGGAAUGCCACCGUUUUUCGUGGAUCCAGCAAUAACGUCAACUCUCACUAAACCACAAGUUCUAUUAACUACUUCACUCCCAAUUCAACAUUCGUCAUCAAACAGUCAGCAAGAAAAAGGUGUUUCGUUCAAAAGUGAAGCGUUCCGGUUGCGUACGCAGGCCAAGAUUUUAGAACUUGUUCAAACAGCUAAUAACUCGUCAGAUAUUUGCUUGAACAAUAGUUUGAUUGCAAAGAAGGUAUUAAAGUACCGCUGUGCAUUGAAGCGACAUCCAUUUGAAAGCACAUCUGUUGAGCUGAUUCAUUGACUAUUUCCUAUAUAUUUGUUCGUCGUACCUAUUAAUUGUAAAUAUAUAAAUGAUAUCAUUUGUGUUUUGAGUAAUAUUAAUUUAAUCAAAUAUAACAUUAUCCGGUUAAACACCAAAGAGAUAAAGCACACUAUACUUAUUUUUUAUCCGACAAAUCUCAUUAUUAUGUGGUGCACAUCCUCUUUCCAAAAAGCCAGAAGAAUAUCAUUAACA